AUGGCGCCAACAUAUGUUCAAAACACUUCUUAUCAGCUGUCCACUAUUUCACCGGAAGAACUUCAAGAUACCGUGAUCAAUAUACUGGACAUUGUCUUUACUUGCGGCCUGUUUCAUUUGCUUAACGUUUCCGGCGUAGUGACCAACCUCUUGAACAUCCUGAUCUUGACCAAGUAUGGCCUGCACGAGACGACAUCCCUGAUUCUGUUUUCUUUUUCCCUGAGUGACCUAUUUUGUUCUCUGCUACAGCCGAUAAGAAGACUGCAUUGCAUUGUGUCUCGGUUUGAUCCGUUUCUGGCCAUCAGCAUUCAAUCCUUUACCGCCGUUUACUUAUUUUCAUUGCCAGACAUCUUCCUCUGCACAAGCAUUUUGCACACGACUCUCAUAGCUGUGGAGAGAUUUGUCGCGGUGUGCUUUCCCUUGAAGAUGUCGUGGAUUUUUACGACAUACCGCGUCAAGUGGUUGCUGUUCUUUGUCUACCUCUACGUGAUUGCACUCAUGGCGCCGACACUGUUUUUGGUUGAAGUAUCUUGGACAGUUGACCACAACACAAACAAGACCAUUGCAGUGCUGGUUCUGAGUAAGUUUUACAAAAUUAAUUUGGACAGAUUGAACCAGUAUUUGUAUUUAGGGCUGCCCCAUCUGUUGAGCACCUCUAACUUGGGAGUGACCAUCGUCUGCUCCAUCGUCAUUGGAUACAAGAUUACUGUAAGGCGCAAGACUACAUUGUCUCAGCUGACUCCCUGUGUGUCUAAGAAGGUCAAGGAUGUGAAAGUUAUCAAAAUGCUGCUGACCGUCUGUGUGGUCAACUGUUGCGUUUCUUUCCCUACAGUGGCAAUAGACCUGUUUAUUUACUAUUCAAACACGUUCAUUCAAUCGUCAGGGAAACUUUACUUACUUUUACGUGGCUUCUUUCUAGUUGUCUGCCAGCUGAAGGUUAGCGUCAACUUCUUCAUCUACAUAUUCAUGAGCUCCAAAUUUACAUCAACACUCAACCAACUUUGCCAUUGUUGGAAUCAAACAAGAUAA
Molecule: messenger RNA, 1029 nt
Organism: Biomphalaria glabrata
Lineage: Eukaryota; Metazoa; Mollusca; Gastropoda; Planorbidae
Product: thyrotropin-releasing hormone receptor-like
Exons: 1
Coding region: 1-1029 (342 amino acids)
Biological process (GO): G protein-coupled receptor signaling pathway
Cellular component (GO): plasma membrane
Molecular function (GO): G protein-coupled receptor activity
Source: RefSeq, a predicted model, not a curated record